AUGGCUAGCCAGAGUGUAGAGGAGGAUUGUGAAACCAAUGGAACCCCAGCUGUUGAUGAAGAAGCUGAAAGUGAGGACAUCCCUCAUUCUUCACCUGAUUCAAAAGUGGAUUCAAGAGAGGCUUUGGUAAUACAAGACCAAAGCCAACCUAUAGCCAGUGAGGAAGAUAACACUAACCUCCUCAGGCUGUCCUUCCCAAGAAAGCUCUGGGCCAUUGUGCAGAAUGAUGAAUUCAAGUCUGUGAAAUGGACUGAGGAAGGAGACACCAUAAUGAUUGAGGUAGACCUUUUCCAGAAAGAGAUCCUUCACCUCAAGGGGGCAAAGAAGAUUUUUGAAACAGACAGCUUAAAGAGUUUCAUUCGCCAGCUCAACUUAUAUGGGUUCAGGAAGAUAAGCAAUGAGACCACUGUAGCUUCUGGAGAGAACAAGAAAAUAAUGAUGUACCGCAACUUCAACUUUCAAAGAGAUAAACCUGGGCUGUUUCAGUAUAUCUGGGGAAAAGAAGACCUAGGCAAUCUUGCCAACAAAGCUACCUGUAUACCCAUUCCACUACAAGAGCCAACUUCAAAAAAAAAGAAGAUGUUACCUACCAGAUAUUCUCCACGAUUCUAUCAUAAACCUGAGGAAAACAGUGAAAAGUCCAAGAACAACUCCAAUGACCAGGCACACAAAGGAAAUCAGGGUUUUAUAUUCUCUUCUGUAUGGGCUAUGAAAGCUAUUCCUCGAUGUUCCCUACAAAAUCAGCCUUCUGGGGAGUCAUGUAGCACAACCGUGGAAGACACUUCUCGCAGUAUUAUGUAUAUGCCUCCAACUGCCCCUGGAGUCCAAGGAACAGAAGAAGUACCGUGUGCCAGCUCAUCAGGGCACUCCAUUUUGCAUUCUAUGAUGUCUCUAUACAACAAUUGUUGUUCUGCCCUAUUGUCUGCCCUCUCACAAAGGCCAACAAAUGAAUCCCCUGAUGAAGAAGAACAGGAAGGCUCCUCAGAGUACAUGCGUGUCAUCUGUGAGCCCAUAAAGAAUAAUCCUCACUUAUGA
This is a messenger RNA of Phodopus roborovskii (desert hamster), 1035 nucleotides long. Its product is annotated as heat shock transcription factor, X-linked member 3-like. Bases 1 to 1035 code for a protein of 344 amino acids. The record is from RefSeq and is a predicted model, not a curated record. Gene Ontology annotation, biological process: regulation of DNA-templated transcription. The transcript is spliced from 2 exons. NCBI's taxonomy places the organism in Eukaryota, Metazoa, Chordata, Mammalia, Rodentia, Cricetidae. Gene Ontology annotation, molecular function: DNA-binding transcription factor activity; sequence-specific DNA binding.